GUGAAUGUUUUUGAAGAGGAUAUUGAAAGAAAGGAAAUUGGGUAGGGUAGUGACGUGGCUAAACUGAAGACAGGAGUUGCAACUUGAAAAGAAACAACAACAUAAUAUUUGAUUUGGUGUUUGGUUUCCAUGCUAUGCCAUGCCAUGAAUGCGAUGAGGGGUGUAAGUGUUGGUGUGUUUCCUUGUAAUGUAAUGAGAGUGAGAAAAUACUGUUCAAGAAUUGAUGAUGAUCAUCAUCAUAGUCAUAGUAAUGGGAGGAUUAGGAAAGGUGGGGUUGUGGUGCGAAACAGCAGCAACAAAGUAGAUGAAACAGAAACAGAUGUAAUUGUGAUUGGGAGUGGUAUUGGUGGACUGAGUUGUGCAGCACUGUUGGCAAGAUAUGAACAAGAUGUUGUCGUUUUCGAAAGCCACGACCAUGCUGGAGGUGCUGCUCAUUCUUUUGAUGUCAAAGGCUAUAAGUUUGAUUCCGGUCCAUCAUUAUUCUCUGGUUUGCAGUCAAGAGGUCCACAGGCUAACCCUCUUGCUCAAGUUCUUGAUGCUUUGGGAGAGUCCGUCCCCUGCGCUACUUAUGAUUCAUGGAUGGUCCAUGUACCUGAAGCUGAUUUCUUGUCACGCAUAGGUCCUACUGAGUUUUUAAAGGACCUUCACAACUAUGCAGGUCCUGAAGCUGUUCAAGAAUGGCAGAAGCUUUUGGAUGCUGUACUUCCCUUGUCUACAGCUGCAAUGGCUCUUCCCCCUCUAUCUGUUAGAGGAGAUUUCGGUGUUCUUUACACCGCUGCUGCUAGAUAUGCCCCUUCUCUUUUCAAUACCUUUUUCCAAAUGGGUCCUCAGGCUGCUCUUCGUUCCACACAACUUCUCUCACCUUUUUCCCAAAUACUUGACUCUUUGCAACUAAAGAAUCCUUUCAUACGCAAUUGGAUUGACUUACUUUCCUUCUUGCUUGCUGGUGUCAAAUCUGAUAGUAUAUUGUCUGCAGAGAUGGUUUACAUGUUUGCAGAAUGGUACAAACCAGGGGGCUGUCUUGAGUACCCCCUUGAUGGAGCUGCAGGUAUUGUUGAUGCUCUUAUACGAGGACUAGAGAAGUUUGGUGGGCGGAUUUCUCUUCAAAGUCACGUGGAAAAGAUUGUUGUUGAAAAUGACAGAGCCAUUGGAGUGAAGCUGAGAAGCGGCCAAUUCAUACGUGCCAAGAAGGCUGUUGUGAGCAAUGCAUCAAUGUGGGAUACUUUAAAAUUGCUCCCUCAAGAAGUUGUUCCAAAGUCUUACUCAAAUAGGAUUAACACGACUAGUCAGUGCGAAUCUUUCAUGCAUCUCCAUUUGGGAUUUGAUGCUGAGGGUAUACGCAGCGAUCUAGGAAUUCAUCAUAUAGUUGUAAAUGAUUGGGAAAGAGGAGUUGAUGCAGAUCAGAAUGUUGUGUUGAUAUCAGUUCCUAGUGUACUUACUCCUAAUCUGGCACCUAUUGGAAAACAUGUGUUACAUGCUUAUCUUCCAGGAACUGAACCAUUUGAGUUGUGGGAAGGACUUGAUCGUAAGAGUGCCGAAUACAGAAAUCUUAAAGCUCAAAGAUCAGAGAUAAUGUGGAGAGCAGUGGAGAGAGCAGUGGGACCAGGAUUCAGCAGGGAGAAAUGUGAAGUGAAGUUAGUUGGAAGUCCACUCACACAUCAAAGGUUUCUUCGGAGGAACAGAGGAACAUAUGGACCAGCUAUACAAGCUGGUACAGAUACCUUUCCUGGACAUUCAACUCCAAUUCCACACCUUUAUUGUUGUGGAGACUCCACUUUUCCUGGCAUUGGCGUCCCUGCAGUUGCUGCCAGUGGUGCAAUUGUAGCUAAUUCACUAGUUUCGGUGUCUCAGCAUUCCCAGCUGCUUGAUGCAAUUGGCAUUUGAAUUCACGCAUGAUGCAAAUCUCACACAUGAAAUAGUACAUAAACUUUGUAAGGAUCAUUCUACAGAUUUUAUCUUGAGCAAGAAUUUGCGGCUUUGCCCAUCUACCAAGUAUUAGAAACUCUUUCAUUUGAUACUUAUAAAUUCAGAAUUUUGUGUCCUAACAUUUGUUUUUGAUGAACUUUUCUAAAACAUCAUAUUUUGUAUAUAUACAUGGUUCUCUUAUUGUCUAA
This is a messenger RNA of Medicago truncatula (barrel medic), 2114 nucleotides long. Its product is annotated as prolycopene isomerase, chloroplastic. Bases 130 to 1884 code for a protein of 584 amino acids. Lineage: Eukaryota; Viridiplantae; Streptophyta; Magnoliopsida; Fabales; Fabaceae. Gene Ontology annotation, biological process: carotenoid metabolic process. The record is from RefSeq and is a predicted model, not a curated record. The transcript is spliced from 5 exons. Gene Ontology annotation, molecular function: oxidoreductase activity.